This is a messenger RNA of Menidia menidia (Atlantic silverside), 2193 nucleotides long. Lineage: Eukaryota; Metazoa; Chordata; Actinopteri; Atheriniformes; Atherinopsidae. The record is from the annotation of a GenBank genome assembly.
AUGUCGGAAGAAAAGUUAUCUGCUGUUGUGGCAUUCGAUUUGACCAACAGAUUGUGGGAAUCGUGUUUGUGUUUGUCACCAGGAGGGACCAGGGACAUCGGUUCAGCCCUCACCAGGAUGUGCAUGAGGCAUCGCAGCAUCGAGGCAAAACUCCGCCAGUUCUCCAUGGUUUUUCUGGACUGCCUGAUCAACCCUCUACAGGAGCAGAUGGAGGAGUGGAAGAGAGUGGCCAACACUCUGGACAAAGACCAUGCCAAAGAGUAUAAGAAAGCCCGGCAAGAAAUCAAGAAAAGAUCCUCUGACACUCUAAAGCUGCAGAAGAAAGCCAAGAAAGGCCGCGGAGACCUGCAGCCCCAGUUGGACAGCGCCAUGCAGGACGUCAGCGACAAGUACCUGCUGCUGGAGGAGACGGAGAAGCAGGCCGUCAGGAAGGCGCUGGUGGAGGAGAGGAGCCGCUUCUGCUGCUUCGUGUCCAUGCUGCGGCCCGUCGUGGAUGAGGAGAUGUCCAUGCUGGGGGAGAUCACUCACCUCAAGACUCUGACGGAUGAUCUGAAGGCUCUCACCAUGGACCCACACAAGCUGCCCGCCUCCAGUGAGCAGGUAAUUGUAGACCUGAAGGGCUCGGAGUGCACCUGGUCCUACCAAACCCCGCCCUCUUCGCCCAGCACCACAGUAUCCAGAAAGUCAAGCAUGUGCAGCAGCCUGAACAGCGUGAACAGCAGCGACUCCCGCUCCAGCGGCUCGCACUGCCACUCCCCCACCUCCCAUUUCCGUUACCGGGCCUCCUCCUCCUCCUCCUCGGCGAUGCCCCAGCAGACGCCGGCCCGCCUGUCUUCUGUCUCCUCCCAUGAUUCUGGUUUCAUCUCACAGGACGCCUUCCAGUCCAAAUCCCCCUCGCCUAUGCCUCCAGAGAGCUUACAGUCUGUCAGUGAGGAGGCCUCCUCAUCUUCCUCUGCCUCUCACCCUGAGCCCAGCUCUGGGGACCAACAGUUGUCAAACGGCUUUGACCAUCACGCUGCCCUCUGUCCGCACGGAGUGGUCCCCCAGGCCCAGGAAACCCACCUCCACCCCUCAUACUUCACCUACUCCUCCUCCUCCACCACCAUCUCUCCCAUCUCCUCGCCCACCUGUUCGUCCGUUUGUCCGACAUGGUCCUGGGCCCAGUCGGGCUUUGGCCAGUCAGGAGAGUUCCAACCUCUCAGCCCUACAGGGGUUGGAACGGUCCCUUCAUCCAGAGUCCCAUCCUGGAAGGACUGGGCCAAACCGGGCCCGUAUGACCAGCCCAUGAUCAACACUCUGAGGAGAGGCAAGGACAGAAGAGAGACUACAGAUCCCAGCAGUCACCAGGGGCCUGAUGUCACUUCACCUGUGGAUGAGCAUCAUGGAGGCAAAGGAACCUCCCCAAAGGUGGAUAAGGAAGCCCGAGAGGAGCUGGCCAGGGUGCUGGCCCGGGGCCUCCACCUGGACAUCCACGGGUCCAGCAGGGACUCGCUGCAGGGCUCCAGCGGCUACAGCAGCCAGACCAACACGCCCUGCUGCUCCGAGGACGCCAUCCCCUCCCAAGUGUCAGACUGCGACUACUACUCCGUGGGCGCAGAUCAGGAGGGCGAGCAGCAGCACCACUCCUCAGAUUUCGAUAAGUCCUCCACCAUCCCGAGGAACAGCGACAUCAGCCAGUCCUACCGCCGCAUGUUCCAGUCCAAGCGUCCGGCCUCCACCGCCGGGCUGCCCUCCAACCCCGCGGCCAUGGUCACCCCCGGCGUCGCCACCAUCAGGCGAACUCCGUCCUCCAAACCCAACUUAAGGCGGCCCUCCGGGGGCCUCAGCCUGGGCCCCAUUCCCAUCAAGCCGCCCAUGAUCCCCGUCAAGACCCCCACCGUGCCCGAGCACCCUGGAUUCCCGGCACGGACCCCGCUCAGCCCCCCGACCACCCCCGUGUCCCCCGGCAACAGCGGGCCGCUGUCGCCCAGGUCCAGCAGCUGGGAGGGCCAGCAGCCGGACGAGGGGUCCGACCCCCCCACCCCCCCGCCGCAGCCGGGCGGCCGGCAGGCCGAGUGGGAGCUCCGGCCCCUGCCGGAGCUCCUGGAGGAGACGGAGUACAGCGAGGUGGAGGACUUUCUGGUGGCCAUCCGGCGAGGGGUCAAGCUCAAGAAAACUAUAAGCAACGACCGGUCGGCGCCGAUCAUUCACUGA